GACCUGGAACAGGGCAGGCUGCUUUAAACCGGUCCACAAUGCUUUGCGGUGUCCCAGUACCGUUGCGAUGUAUUUACGAACUGUUGGCGAUAUUUCGGUGAGGUACGAAUGGUAUGUUGGGUAGGUGCAUGAUGUAAUAUGCUACAAAUGUCAGACAACUUUGCCGAGUUAACCCUCUCCAACAUCACGACCUUUUCUUUGACACGUUUGUUGCUUGUUUACUUCCAUCACAUAAUCUAAGUUCUUGAACGGAAUAGGGAGGAAUGACAAGCAUGUAGCGCUGGUCUUCUAUCCUGGUCGACAGCAAAUCUCAAAUGCUAGUGGAGUGGAGAAGCAUGACUAUGAGAGUACGCAAACAGCCUUCGGAGUGGUGCACUUGAAAGGACCGCAGAUAAACACAGGGGUCACCAAUAAUGAAACAUGGUUGGUGGUCUCUGAGCAUGCAGUUGACUGCAUUCUCACUAGAAAAAGAGGAAGGCACAACCCUGGACUUUCAUUGUUAUGCCCCCACACUACAUGGUAGAGAAGUACAGAGUCUGAAAGAUGUUCACAAGUCUAUGUAUAGAGGGAGAAUGACAUCACCCAGAUGAAAGCCAUGGAGCUGAAGGUGUGGGUGGAUGGAGUGCAACGCAUCGUCUGUGGGGUCACUGAGGUCACUACAUGUCAGGAAGUCGUGAUUGCCCUGGCCCAGGCCAUAGGGCGCACUGGAAGGUACACCCUGAUCGAGAAAUGGCGUGAGACAGAAAGGCACCUGGCCCCCCAUGAGAAUCCAGUGGUGUCCCUGAAUAAGUGGGGUCAAUAUGCCAGCGAUGUGCAGCUUGUGUUACAACGCACCGGACCCUCUUUGAGUGAACGGCCCACCUCAGAAACCUCAGCUCUUGUGCCCGAGCGUGGUCUGUUCCACCAGAGCCUGCCGCCUCUGGCCAAGCUGCGGCCCUUGGGUGCUGACCGCUCCAUGAAGCGGCGCGAGCCAAAACGCAAGUCCUUGACCUUCACUGGUGGCAGCAGGGGCCUGCGGGACAUCUUUGGCAGGAGCCGGGAGUCGGGCCGGGUCCGCAGCGCCACCCCAGGGUUAGGCAUGCAGGACCUGGGCCGUCACGUGCAGAUGCAAAAGGAGAAGCUGUGCUUACUGGAGAAGCGGCUACAGGGCUGUGAUCGUGAGCUGCAUAGUGAGUUUCUGACAGCUGAAGACGAGGAGGAGCUGCGCUCAUUGGAGCAGCAGGUGCUGAGGAUGGAGGCUGAGAUGGAGGAGCAGGAAUUCUGGGAGAGUAAGCUGCUGUUGGAGCAGGAAACGGAGCGGCAGCUGCGCGAGCAGCUGCAUGAGCUGCGCAUUCGAGUGCAGGAGUGUGAGGUUCGGCUGGCCGAGUACCUGGCGCAGAUUCAGCACAUGGAGUCAUGCCUGGAGUCCGAACAGCUACAGCGGACAAUGCAGGCAGACGAAGAGGAGCUGCAGGAGCAGAUGGAGGAAGUGAGGAAAGAGCUGGAGAUACAGGUUCAGCAUGGUUCCAGGCUAGAGGGCAGCUGCAGAGCAGUGGACCUUUCUCUGGGACAGUCCAGCAUUCGGCUACAGGAAAAGGAGCAGGAGCUGGAACAGUUAACCAAGGAACUGAGACAAGUAAACCUUCAACAGUUUAUCCAGCAGACUGGCACCAAAGUGACCGUGCUCCCAGCAGAACCUGCUGAAGAGGAGAGUAGCAAAGAGUCUGAGCAGUCCAUCUCUCUGAAGCAUUUGGGUUCAGCCCACCCCCUCCCCAACACCCUCCAAGCCCUCCAAAGCCCGCUGAGCUCCAGCUUCAACCCAGAAGGCAUUUAUGUCUGAUCAUCCCAGAGCCCCUGGACAUCUACAAGUGAAACGAUCAUACACUGCAUUUCAAGCCAUUCACACCACUCAACUGUCAAUAUUGUUUGUUUGCUUAAUGCAACAGAAGAUCCAUUACUCUCCACUAUAAUUCAUGUAGGGAGGAGUGUACUCUACAUAGGGGAUUGAUCGUCUCUUUUGAUCAGUGCUACACCUUUUACAAAAUUUUCUCAUGAACAACACUUUAUCUGUCAACCACAAAAGAUGUCCUCUCAAAAGCUACUUAACCGAGCCACCUAGUGGUUAGUUUUACUAGACCUAGCCUGCCCAUCUAGACUGCAUGAUUUUGCCUGUCAGCCUUUUGCCGUCGAAGGUUCCAUGCAACACAGGUGAUGUCAGUCUUCCACAGUGUUCCUCAACAGCUGACUAUCCAGGAUCUGUUCCCUAAACAUCCUCUCACAGUCUUGUGCAUCACUGCUGCCUGGUUGUAAUGCUAAGACUGGAGAGGACUUUUCAGUAUGCUGUAUUGUACCUAGUGGUUUAUUGAGCUAAAGUUUAUUGAGCUGCAGUGGUUUGCACUUUAUUGGCCAAAACAUCUGCUGUGGAAUGACACAAAUUUAAAAGGUGAAUUUUCUUAUAUCUUCUUUUAUCUAUGAUGCAAUGAUUGCUGCUAAUUUAACUUCUUAUUGGU
Messenger RNA from Electrophorus electricus (electric eel), 2489 nucleotides. It is a transcript of the gene rassf8b, whose product is annotated as Ras association domain family member 8b. Gene Ontology annotation, biological process: signal transduction. Lineage: Eukaryota; Metazoa; Chordata; Actinopteri; Gymnotiformes; Gymnotidae. The record is from RefSeq and is a predicted model, not a curated record.